AUGGAUUCUUCAAUGGCAAGUGCUGGUGGGUCUGGAGAUGAAAGCUCUCAAAACUUGAACAACGGAAGAAAAACCUCCUACAAACGUCUUACUGCUGCUCAAACAACCAAACUUGAAAGAUUCAUCAAGGACUGUCCACACCCUGAUGAGGCCCAACGGCGUCAAUUAGCUAUUGAGAUUGGACUUGAGCCAAGGCAAAUCAAGUUCUGGUUUCAGAAUAAGAGGACCCAAAUCAAGAAUCAACAUGAGAGAGCAGAUAACACUGCUCUUCGGAUUGAGAAUGAUAGGAUUCACACAGAAAAUGUUACGAUGCAAGAGGCUUUGAAGAGUAUGCUUUGCCCAGCUUGUGGGGGUCCCCCGUGUCUUGAAGGAGAGCGUGAACAUGCUAUCUAUAAUAUGAAACUUGAAAAUGCUCACCUAAAGGAAGAGCAUGAAAAAGUGUCGCGCCUUCUGUCAAGGUUCUUGGAGAGCCAGAUGAUAUCGCCUGAUCAGUUCCCACAGGGUUUUUUUCCCAUCAUAGGAUCAAGUUCAAAUGCUGCACCAGUUGGGAAUUCACUGAACCAAGUGAUUGAUGGAACUCCCAGUCAUGAUCCAAAUGUUGCUUUGCAAGUUAUGGAUAGUGGCCAUAACUCUUAUGCAAGUGAUUGCAUUGAAAAAACCCUUAUGUUUAAGGUUGCUGCUGCUGCAAUGGAUGAGUUAGUUAGGCUUAUUCGGAUUAAUGAGCCUUUCUGGGUCAAGUCUUCAACUCAUGAUGGGAAGCUCAAUCUUCAGCUUGAAAACUAUGCAAAAAUGUUCCCAAGGACCAGUCAUUUCAAAGGUGCCAACGUGCGUGUGGAAGCAACAAAAGAAUCAGGCAUUGCGAGCAUUAGCAGCGUUCAGCUUGUUGACAUGUUUCUAGAUUCGGAAAAAUGGGUUAAUCUGUUCCCAACGAUUGUCUCAAAAGCAGAAACAAUGAAAGUAGUUGAACGAGGUUUGGCAGGAAACCGAAGUGGAGCCUUGCAGUUGAUGUUCGAGCAAAUGCAUGUUCUUUCACCCUUUGUGCAACCUCGGGAAUUUCAAUUCCUUCGCUACUGUCAACAAAUUGAAGAAGGCCUGGUGAUAGCAGAUGUGUCAUUUGAUUCCUUUCAGCAAAAGAUCUCUACUUUUCACUCUUGGAAACACCCCUCUGGAUGCUUGAUCCAGGAACUGCCUAACGGGUGCUCCAUGAUUACUUGGAUUGAGCAUGUGGAAGUGGAUGAUAAGAUCCAAACACAUCAGCAAUACAAAGAUAUUAUUGGUAAUGGCAUUGCGUAUGGAGCUGAAAGGUGGAUUAUGGAACUUCAAAGAAUUUGCGAGAGAUUUGCUGCCUUUUACGUUGAAAAGAUACCUGAUCAUGACUCUGCAGGAGUGAUCAAUUCUCUUGAAGGAAGGAGGAGUGUAAUGAAUUUUUCUCAUCGUAUGCUCAAAAUCUUCUGUGAAUGUAUAACCAUGGUGGAUGGCUUGGACUUUCCACUUUCUGAUUUGGAGAAUGGUGGCGGGGUGAAGGUCUCUAUUCGCGAAAGCAGAAGGGUUGGUCAACCAAGUGGCCUGAUUGUUGCAGCUGCUACCUCCAUUUGGCUUCCUCUCCAUUAUAUGAAACUUUUUGAGUUCUUCAUGGAUGAUAACAAUCGCGCUCAGUGGGAUGUUCUUACCUGUGGAAAUCAAGCACACAAGGUUGCACAAAUCUCAAAUGGAAUUCACCCUGGGAACUGUGUAUCUAUUAUUCGGCCAUUCAUCCCUAGCGAGAACAAUGCACUGAUUCUUCAAGAGAGUUUCACAAGCCCCAUGGGAUCUUAUGUUGUAUAUGCUCCAACUGAUGUCGCAACUAUGAGUUCGGCCAUAAACGGAGAAGACUCUUCACUGUUACCAGUUCUUCCAUCAGGUUUUGUCAUCACUGCAGAUGGUGAACCAAAUCCAAAUGCAGCUUUGGGAGCAUUUGAUACUUCUGAUAGAUUGGGAGGCUCAAUGCUCACUGUGGCAUUUCAAAUACUAGCCAGUUCUGAUGGAACCAAUAUGCCAAAUAGGAGAGCUGGUGCUGCUGUGAACUCCCUUUUAACCUCAACUAUCCUGAGAAUCAAGGAUGCUCUGAACUGCAACAACUUGGAGUGA
Molecule: messenger RNA, 2127 nt
Organism: Sphenostylis stenocarpa
Lineage: Eukaryota; Viridiplantae; Streptophyta; Magnoliopsida; Fabales; Fabaceae
Source: the annotation of a GenBank genome assembly